Messenger RNA from Punctularia strigosozonata HHB-11173 SS5, 669 nucleotides. RefSeq lists its product as uncharacterized. The record is from RefSeq and is a predicted model, not a curated record. Gene Ontology annotation, biological process: protein N-linked glycosylation. Gene Ontology annotation, cellular component: oligosaccharyltransferase complex; membrane. The transcript has 3 exons. Lineage: Eukaryota; Fungi; Basidiomycota; Agaricomycetes; Corticiales; Punctulariaceae. The annotation marks the transcript as partial.
CUGACCCUCGGUCCGAGCGACACGCUCAAGCUCACAUUCCAAGUCGAAGAGGACGGCAAGGGUGUGCAGCCGCAUCAGACCUUCCUCCGCUUCUACGACGAGCAGACGGGCGAAGAGGGCAUUCAACCCGUCCGGGUCUCCUCCGCCGGAAAAGCCAAAUUCGAACUUAACAUGGCCCGCCCGCCGGCCUCGCUCCCGCCGACGACGACGCACCCGCUCCUCGUCGAGCUCCUCCUCGGCUCCUUCACGCACGCGCCGGCUAAAUACACCCUCCUCUCGCUCACCCUCCCCGCGUCCGGGUCCGCGCCGCCGCACCCCGAAGAAUCGACCUUCCACCCGCUCCCGCCGAUCGCGCACACCUUCCGGCCGGAGCAGAAGGUUCCGCCGGUCUUCGUCAGCGCCGUCUUCGUCGGCAUCGUGCUCGCGCCCUGGAUCGUCCUCCUCGGCCUCUGGUCGAGCAUCAAGCCGCGCGUGCCGCACCUCUUCUCGCCCUCCAUCCUGCCUUUCACCGCGCUCCUCACCGCCUUCGAGGGCCUGCUGUUCACCUACUGGCUUCGUCUGCGCCUCGGGCAGGUGCUCGCGUAUGGCGCCCUCCUCGCGAUACCGACCGUCUUCGCGGGCAAGCACGCGCUCGCGAGCGCAUCUGCAUGGAGGCAGGGCCGGAAAUAG